AAAACAAUCACUGGUACAAUUGGUUAUAAUAAUAAUUUUUUUCAAUAAACCAAUCGCGUUCUCGUGAUAAAAGUGAGUCAUUACAAGUAUUCAUCCGACCUGUUACUUUUUAGUCACGCUGUUUCGUUCAUAGGACGCUAACUAAGACCAGGACUGUGUAUGAAUAUCGAGAAUUGAAGGUAAAGAAAUGUCAUAGUUUACACUGACUGAUUCGCAAUUAUUGGAUAUUGAACAAUUAGGUCAGUCUGCAGUGUCUUUGCUCGCGCGGUUUCGUUACUCGUCACGUUGUUUCAGGGAUGAAUGAACAAUUGGUGUUUCGGGGCACUCUGUCUGGACACCGUGGGUGGGUCACACAGAUAGCGACGAAUGCUACCCAACCUGAUCUUCUUGUUUCAGCUUCUCGAGGUAUAUUUAACUACUGACAUAGAUAUUUCAGAUAAAUCUCUAAUUGUUUGGGACUUAAGGCGAGAAUCUGGUGAAUAUGGAGUACCUGUGAGGUCCUUACAUGGACAUAAUCAUUUUGUCAGUGACGUGGUUAUGUCAUCUGAUGGGUUAUAUGCUCUAUCAGGGUCAUGGGACAACACCUUAAGAUUGUAUGAUCUGGAAACUGGAAAAACAACUCGUCGGUUCUGUGGACACGAAAAAAGCGUUCUGAGUGUUGCUUUUAGUGCAGACAACAGACAGAUAGUCAGUGGGUCACGAGACAAAACUGCAAGGUUGUGGAAUACUUUGGGUCACUGUAAGUAUGUAUUCACCGAUGGUGGGCAUACCGACUGGAUUUCAUGCGUCCGAUUUUCCCCAAACACGGAUCACCCUAUUGUUGUUACAUGUGGAUGGGACAAGCAAGUGAAAGUCUGGGGGUUAAGCGACUGCAGUUUACGCACAACACAUUACGGACAUACUGGUUAUCUCAACACAGUGACAGUUUCACCAGAUGGUUCUCUUUGUGCAAGCGGAGGAAAAGACGGACAAGCAAUGCUAUGGGACUUAGCGUUGAACAAGUUCCUGUACACCCUGCCUAGCGGAGGAAUAAUCAAUGCAUUAUGUUUCUCUCCUAAUCGUUAUUGGCUUUGUGCUGCAGUUGGAUCCAGCAUCAAGAUAUGGGAUCUAGAAAAUAAAGUCUUAGCUGAUGAUCUGCGCCUUGAAUUGAUAUCAGGAAACUCACCUGCUAAACGAUCAACAUCUUCCUGCACAUGUCUUGCGUGGUCUGCUGAUGGUCAAACUUUAUUUGCUGGAUACUCAGAUAAUCUCAUUCGUGUUUGGCAAAUGGCUUAGUAACAAUAAUAUGUAUGAUGUACUGAUGGGAUCAAAGACUUUUUAUUUCAAGUGAGGUUGUAUGUGUUCACGGAAGAAGGCUUACUGAUAACCCCGGCACUGUUUACGUAGUACAAUAAGGUUUUUUAAGCCAUGGUAUCUAUUCCUCGAUGCAUAGACCUCCCAUUACAUUUAGUCUAUAUGCGGAGAAAGUUCAUUUAUUUGUUCGAAACUCAGUAGAUCAAGUUAGCUGAGGAAAUAAAGGAUUAUACUAAAAUUCAGUGGCAUCACGUGAGCAACCAUUACAGUUAUUAACUGGUUUCUAAACAAUUACCAUAUGACGUACUUAAUAGAUCCUGUUGCCAUAAUCUUCGCUGUUAUUAACUCUACAUUAAGCCAGCCACAGUUGACGCUGCCCGUUAGCGAAGCUUAACUAUUUAUCACAAUUUACGUUCGUUAUUAGUUUACGACUAAAUAUUUUUCCAGUCUAUUGAACUUUGACCACUAUCAAUAUAUUGAUGAGUAGUGUGGAGUCUGAUACUAGUUGGUCAUUGUUUUAGAAACGUAACUUCACCUAAGAAAGCAGUUGAAAUUAUGCUCCUUAAGUCCCUAGCGUCCGGCUGUAAAUCAAAUUUAUUUAGAAAUGUCACUUUAUGGCGAUAAUGUUCCGUGAUCGAGUGAUGUGCAGUUGAGUGGAUACAAAAUCGAUUCGAAAGUCAUGUAAGCAAAACAUUUCGAAUUGUAAUGUUAGUAAACCGUUUAGAAAGGAUUAGCCAUGCAACUGUUCGGUCGCAUCGAAACAGUUUAUUCUAUAAUGGCUUGGGAAGAUAUUGUUCACUGAUUGGGGGAGUUCGGGUGUAUAUCUUCGUGGGCUUGGAGAAUGAUGAGCGACGACAACUCAAAUGUAUGA
Messenger RNA from Schistosoma haematobium, 2164 nucleotides. It is a transcript of the gene GNB2L1, whose product is annotated as Guanine nucleotide-binding protein subunit beta-2-like 1. The transcript is spliced from 3 exons. Gene Ontology annotation, cellular component: nucleus; cytosol. Gene Ontology annotation, molecular function: protein kinase C binding; ribosome binding; translation regulator activity. The coding region runs from base 367 to 1275 and encodes 302 amino acids. Lineage: Eukaryota; Metazoa; Platyhelminthes; Trematoda; Strigeidida; Schistosomatidae. Gene Ontology annotation, biological process: rescue of stalled cytosolic ribosome; positive regulation of protein phosphorylation. The record is from RefSeq and is a predicted model, not a curated record.